Molecule: messenger RNA, 1395 nt
Organism: Thlaspi arvense
Lineage: Eukaryota; Viridiplantae; Streptophyta; Magnoliopsida; Brassicales; Brassicaceae
Source: the annotation of a GenBank genome assembly
ACGACGAAAGCCAUGGCCGUUUCCUUCCUACAACCUUAUUUUCUCCUUCUUUUUCUCUUCUCUGCCAUUUCCUUCACAGACGCAGAUUCUGGAAUGGUCGGAGUAAAUUACGGCCGGAUAGCUAACAACCUGCCGGCGCCGGAGAAGGUAGUGAAACUCCUGAAAUCCCAACGAAUUAACCGUGUCAAAAUCUUCGACACAGACAAGAGUGUGCUAACGGCGCUUGCCAAUUCCGGAAUCAAAGUAGUCGUCUGUCUCCCCAACGAGCUUCUCUCCUCCGCCGCCUCCGACAAAUCAUUUGCCGACAAAUGGGUUCAAGCCAACAUUGCGAAAUACUUCCCGGCAACACAGAUUGAGGCUAUCGCCGUCGGUAACGAGGUGUUCGUCGACCCGAGUAACACGACGCCGUAUCUCGUCCCCGCGAUGAAGAACAUUCAUGGCUCUCUCGUUAAGCAUAACCUCGACAAAUCGAUCAAGGUCUCCUCUCCGAUCGCUCUUAGCGCGCUGGCUAAUUCGUACCCGCCAUCUUCCGGCUCGUUUAAACCGGAUUUGGUGGAAUCGGUGAUUAAACCGAUGCUCGGUUUUCUACGUCAAACGUCGUCGUAUCUCAUGGUUAAUGUUUACCCGUUCUUCGCUUACGCAGCGAACGCCGACAAAAUAUCCUUAGACUACGCUCUCUUCAGAGCAAACGCCGGGAGUGUAGAUCCCGGUACUGGGUUGAGAUAUGACAGUCUCCUUGACGCCCAAAUUGACGCCGUUUUCGCCGCCAUGUCCGCCGUCGGAUUUUCCGGCGUUAAGGUGACGGUGACUGAGACAGGGUGGCCUUCAGCCGGAGACAAGAACGAAAUUGGUGCCAGCGAAUCCAACGCGGCGGCGUAUAACGGUGGGCUUGUGAAGAGGGUGUUGACGGGUAAAGGAACGCCGUUAAGACCGAGGGACCCACUGAACGUAUAUUUAUUCGCUUUGUUUAACGAAAACCAGAAACCGGGGCCCACAUCGGAGAGAAACUACGGACUGUUUUACCCGAGUGAAGAAAAAGUGUACGACGUCCCGUUCGCGGCCGGAAAAGUGAGGAGGUCAACGCCGGUAAAAGGAAACAGAGGCCAUGACCAUGAGAGGAAGACGUGGUGCGUGUCGAAGGGAAAGGUGUCGAAGGAGAGGCUCCAGGCGGCUCUCGAUUACGCUUGCGGGGAAGGAGGAGCUGACUGCCGUUCGAUUCAGCCGGGUGCCACGUGUUAUCAUCCUGAAUCGCUAGAAGCACACGCUUCGUUCGCCUUCAACAGUUACUACCAGAAGAACGCACGUCGUGCUGGCACGUGCUACUUUGGUGGAGCCGCGCACGUGGUCACCCAACCUCCUCGAUACGGGAAAUGCGAGUUCCCAACAGAAAAUUGA